ACGAGCAAAUAUUGGUCAGUCUAGUUGAAACAGAAGAACGAUUAAGUGCUGAUAGUUUAGAAAAUAAGGGAAGAACACACACGCUCGCUCUACAGGAAGAUUUCUGGUGCGCCGCAAUUAAAGUGAAAUAAAAAAAAUUAAAAAAAAAAAAAUGCCAUCCGGUGAGCAAAAUGGUGACACACCUGUAAAGAAUCCAUUAACUGUACCAAGGGCAAAGUGUAACGAUAGUGCGAAUAUUAAAGUCGAUAACGGUAAUAAAACCAUUAAAGCCAAAUAUGUAAUACAUAGUAGUGGUACAGUUCUAUUGCCGAAUCAUGACAUACCGAUUCCAACAAAGUUCAAUACCUCCGAUAAUAUACUAGAUCCCUUUUGUGAUCCUGCGAAGCCACAAAAAAUAUCCUUUCACGAUGUGACCUCCGCGGCAUUUCUGAUUAAGGAUGGUGUGGUGAGAACACCAUGUCCGCGUUCCACGUCAUCUGACUCGUAUGGCAUGGAUUUGUAUUUGAAAAAGGAUUUCCAGCAAGUAACUGGCAGUUUCAAAGAGCGUGGCGCUCGCUAUGCUCUUCUUUGCCUCUCCGAAGACCAGAAGCGGACUGGAGUGAUAUCAGCCUCACUAGGAAAUCAUGCCCAGGCCCUAAGUUAUCAUGGCUGGAAACUGAAUAUACCCGUCACAGUGGUGAUGCCAAAGGCGGCGCCAAUAAUGAAAAUUCAAAAAUGUCGCAAUUAUAAGGCUACUGUGAUUGUUGAGGGCAAGGAUAUGGCUGAGGCAAAGGCGUUGGCACUAAAAAUGGCACAGGAUAAAGGUUUGCUUUACAUCAAUGGCUACGAUCAUCCACACAUUAUGGCGGGUCAGGGUACCAUUGGUUUAGAGAUUUUGGAGCAAGUGCCCAAUCCCGAUGCUGUGAUUAUACCUGUUGGUGGUGGUGGACUUAUAGCUGGCAUUGCAACAGCCAUUAAGGCACUAUCCCCUGCUACAACCGUAAUUGGCGUGGAGUCUGAAAAAUGUCCCAGCUUUUCGCAGGCCAUGGAAAAUAAUGGACCGGUACACACACCCAUAAAUAAUACCUUAGCAGAUGGUUUGGCUGUGCCUAAAGUGGGUUAUAAUGCUUAUGUCACUGCUCUUCCACUCAUCGAUAAGAUGGUAGUGGUGAAGGAGGAAUGGAUUGCUUUGGCCAUACUGCGUCUGGUGGAGGAGGAGAAGUGUGUGGUAGAAGGUGCUGGCGCUGCAGGACUGGGAGCUAUAUUAGCGGGCCAAUUGAAUGAGUUGAAGGGCAAAAAAGUUGUAAUUCUCCUAUGCGGCGGUAAUAUAGACACAACCGUAUUUGGUCGCUGCUUAGAGCGCGGUCUUGCCGCCGAGGGACGCUUGGUUAAAUUUCUAGCUGAAGUCAGUGAUCGUCCUGGUGGCAUACAUGAACUCUGCAAACUACUCUCACAUUUGGGUGUCUCGAUUAAGGACAUCAUGCAUGAACGCGCUUGGCUGAAGGAUAUUUACACUGUGGAGGUUAAAGUCGUCUGUGAAACACGUGACUGGGCUCAUAGCAUGGAAUUGAAAAAUGAGUUAAAGAAACAUUACACAAGAGUUGAGUUCUCUGAGGAACCUUUGGCCAUAAAUUACAGCGUAGCUUCUUAAGAAAUUUUCGUAAAUUAUUUAACACAUAACUAUGUACACGCUUACAUACUUUUAAUAACUUUUGAUUUUAAUUUAUAAAGCAAUAAUAAAGAAAUAAAAUAUAUUUUACACAUA
Ceratitis capitata (Mediterranean fruit fly) is the source of this 1744-nucleotide messenger RNA. RefSeq names its product L-threonine ammonia-lyase. NCBI's taxonomy places the organism in Eukaryota, Metazoa, Arthropoda, Insecta, Diptera, Tephritidae. The record is from RefSeq and is a predicted model, not a curated record. Gene Ontology annotation, biological process: L-serine catabolic process; L-threonine catabolic process. Bases 152 to 1630 code for a protein of 492 amino acids. The transcript has 7 exons. Gene Ontology annotation, molecular function: threonine deaminase activity; L-serine ammonia-lyase activity.